Polypterus senegalus (gray bichir) is the source of this 1566-nucleotide messenger RNA. It is a transcript of the gene hs3st3l, whose product is annotated as heparan sulfate (glucosamine) 3-O-sulfotransferase 3-like. The coding region runs from base 243 to 1310 and encodes 355 amino acids. The transcript has 2 exons. The record is from RefSeq and is a predicted model, not a curated record. NCBI's taxonomy places the organism in Eukaryota, Metazoa, Chordata, Cladistia, Polypteriformes, Polypteridae. Gene Ontology annotation, molecular function: [heparan sulfate]-glucosamine 3-sulfotransferase activity.
GUAGCCAUCCAGCCUGGUACUCCGGAUUGAUGCACAAAAUGAGGAACACGAGGCUGCGGUAAAGUAAGCAGGGCGGGAUGAACGGAGAGGCCAGCUGGCUUAUCGUCAGUUACAAAAGGUCGUGCCCAGUUUGGAAGACUGGCGGAGCGGAUCUUUCGCCGCUGGUCCAUACAAAAGCGUGCCGAUCAUGCAUUGGCACAAGAACAGGAACCAGGUGGCACUUUUAUUAGAAUGGCUUCCACAUGCUUUACCUUAGUGGCAUGGCCAACCAUCCCAAACAGAACCCUGCGGAUCCCGUCGGAAUUUUCCUGAAACUCUUGGUCAUGCUCUCCCUUUGCACCUUCCUUGUAUACCUGCUUCUCAGUCGCUGCCACUCGGACCCCUGGAGUGCAUCCCAUAACUCUGCUUCUCAGCCCUUGACUUUGACAAAGAGCGGAGUUUCUAACGGCACCGCAAGCCCUGUAGGUGUGAGCGGGCCAAGAAGUGCAGGUGAGUCAGGGUGGGAGUCGGAGGAACCCGCGAAGGACUGGACCGCAGUGCGACGGCUCCCCCAGGCCCUCAUUAUCGGAGUCAAGAAAGGAGGCACCCGGGCACUGCUGGAGUUUCUCAGGCUGCACCCCGACAUCCGAGCGCUGGGCUCAGAGCCGCACUUCUUCGACAGACAUUACGCCAGGGGGCUGGACUGGUACAGGAGCAUGAUGCCCAAAGCUCUGGAUGGCCAGAUUGUCAUGGAGAAGACCCCUCGCUACUUUGUGGCGGCCGAGACCCCAGCUCGCAUUCACGCCAUGUCUAAGGAGGUGAAGCUGAUCAUCGUGGUCCGAGACCCCAUCACAAGAGCCAUCUCUGACUACACACAGAUCAUUUCAAAGGCCCCCGACAUCCCAAGCUUUGAGACCCUAACCUUUAAAAACCGGACUACGGGACAGGUGGACGCUCUGUGGAGCCCCCUUUGGAUUGGCCUUUAUGCUCAGCACUUGGAGAAAUGGCUCUCCUACUUCCCUCUGUCCCAGAUCCACUUUGUGCACGGGGAAAGGCUGAUAAGCGACCCGGCCGGUGAGCUGGGAAAAGUGCAGGACUUCCUGGGCCUGCAGAGGAUCAUCACGGACAAACACUUCUACUUCAACAAGACAAAGGGAUUCCCCUGCUUGAAAAAGCCCGAGGGGAGCAGCAAACCUCACUGCUUGGGCAAAACCAAAGGCCGGCCGCACCCCAGCAUUGACCCUCAAGUCAUCCAGCAGCUCAAGGAGUUCUACCACCCACACAACUUGAGGUUCUACCACAUGGCUGGGCAGGACUUUGGCUGGCAGUGACCCAGUGGGGAAUGUGGAGGAGGAUCACAGGAAAAACCGCCAUGGCGGAGGAGAAAUCCGGAAGAGACGGGCUGGGCUGGCCAGGCCGAGCCGAGCCACUGGCUGAAAAUGUGGAAAUGGACUGGCAGAAGGGCUGCCACCAAGGACAGAUGGACUGCCACGCACAGAACUAGGACCUUAAGUGGGCAGCCAGAAAAUGAAAGUUUACUUUAUUCUAAAACUAGAACGCAUUUAAAGAAAAUAAAAUAACACUAAA